UUCCUGGUAUAAACAAGAUGGCUGCGCCCUUAAGAAUCGUCUUGAAAACGUCGCCCUAGCUGUGUAGAUUCAUUCUGUACGUUUGAAUCAUAUAGCUCGUCCUGUUUUUAGUUGCAAAUAUGUAUGAGGACGAGGACUCCGAUUUCCUUGAUUUCGGCGGCGAUAGCGAUGUUGAUAGAGCAGAAAGCUCUGAAGAUGAACUUGAUACUCUCCUCCUCGCAUCACCUGAGGAGAGGCAGCGUCUUCAGCGUUACCGUCAGAAACCACAGAAGGAACAAGAAGAUGACUUUGAGCGUGAAAUGAAUGAAGAAGUUCUGCAAACUGUUGCAGCAAUUGAAGCAGAAAGAAAACUUUUGAGUAGAGUUAAUGGAGUUUCACAAGAGGCUACACCCCAUUGUUCAACCACUGAAGUUGGAAGCGAGGGGCAGUCCGAGCCCACCAAGUUCUAUGACAACAUUUACUUUGACUCUGAUGAAGAAGACAAUGAAGGAGUCUCAGAUGCCAAGAAGAAGCACCCAAUCCCAACUGACGAUGACCUUCUGUAUGACCCCAACAUGGAUGAUGAGGAUGAGAGGUGGGUGGUGAAGCAGCGACAGAAGUAUCGUCCCAAGGGCCACGAGGAUCCGAGUCAGGGAAACAAGAAGAAAAACAUUUCUCGGAGUGAUGCAGUCUUGAACUGUCCAGCUUGCAUGACGACGCUGUGUCGGGAUUGUCAGAGACAUGACAUUUACGAUAACCAGUUCCGUGCCAUGUUUGUGACCAGCUGUGUAGUGGACUUUGAAGAACUGUUAAAAUUCCCAGAACAAAAGGGGCGGAGAAAGAGGAAGAAGAAACAAGACAAAUCCACACCUAGUGACAUGAACUCAGCCGAUGACAAGAAAUAUAACCCUGUGAAAUGUGAGGACUGUAACACUGUGGUGGCCAUGUAUGACCAGGAGGAGGUCUACCACUUCUUCAACGUGCUUGUCAGCUAUGCAUGAACAUGGAAGAUACGUGUAUUAUUUUGUAUAUAGUGAUUAAAUCCUAUUUGAUAAGUUUCCUGUUUGUUUCUGGAUGGGUCAGUUGUUGGUAAGUCAUGUAGAAGAUCUGGGUUCAAAUCUUUUCAUGGUAUUAGGAAAGAAAGUUUGUCUCACAGACAUUUGAAAGCAACAGACUUUGUUCUGAGCCAGUACAUUGAUUGGACGUAUAAAACACUACAUGUGUUUGCAAUCAGCUUAUAUGAACUGUGAUAGAGGAAGAGCAUGGAUGUGUUUGUGCAUGAUAAUGGCUGUUUUCCAUGGAUCAAUAAGAACCUCUCAGAGGAUGUACAGUCAAUAAAUCCAAAGUAACUA
Molecule: messenger RNA, 1331 nt
Organism: Haliotis rubra (blacklip abalone)
Lineage: Eukaryota; Metazoa; Mollusca; Gastropoda; Lepetellida; Haliotidae
Product: E2F-associated phosphoprotein-like
Exons: 5
Coding region: 120-980 (286 amino acids)
Biological process (GO): positive regulation of cell population proliferation
Cellular component (GO): nucleus
Source: RefSeq, a predicted model, not a curated record